This is a messenger RNA of Eutrema salsugineum, 1753 nucleotides long. RefSeq names its product glucan endo-1,3-beta-glucosidase 12. Gene Ontology annotation, cellular component: plasma membrane. The record is from RefSeq and is a predicted model, not a curated record. Gene Ontology annotation, molecular function: hydrolase activity, hydrolyzing O-glycosyl compounds. Gene Ontology annotation, biological process: carbohydrate metabolic process. The transcript has 3 exons. Bases 140 to 1549 code for a protein of 469 amino acids. Lineage: Eukaryota; Viridiplantae; Streptophyta; Magnoliopsida; Brassicales; Brassicaceae.
CUUGCCACUACUUCACUCCUCACGACACCACUCUCAAAUAACCCUAAUAUCUCUGUCUCUGUUUCUCUCUCUGUGUCUCCUUCUUCGUCUUCCUCUCUCUCUACCUCCUGCUCUCUUCUCUCUACAGAAGAAGCUGAGUAUGGAUUUCUUCCUCACAUCUUUCAUCUUCCUUCUCCUUCUCUCACCCAUUUCACUCUCAGAUGCUGGUUCAAUCGGAGUAAACUACGGCAGAAUCUCCGACGAACUCCCAUCGGCAGUCAAAGUAGUCCAGCUCCUAAAAUCCCAAGGAAUCGACCGGGUCAAAAUCUUCGACGCCGACCCGGCCGUACUCAAAGCCUUAUCCGGAUCUGGAAUCCGAGUCACGGUAGAUCUCCCAAACGAAAUCCUCUUCUCCGCCGCGAAACGAGCUUCCUUCGCCGCCUCGUGGGUCAAACGCAAUGUAGCAGCUUAUCACCCUUCGACGCAGAUCGAAUCAAUCGCUGUCGGAAACGAAGUCUUCGUUGAUCCACACAACACGACAAAGUUCUUAAUCCCAGCAAUGAGAAACAUUCACAAAGCUCUCAUCAGUUUCAACCUCCACUCCUCCAUUAAAAUCUCUUCUCCGUUAGCUUUAAGCGCGCUACAAAACUCUUACCCUUCCUCCUCCGGUUCUUUCAGACCGGAGCUCGUCGAUUUAGUCAUCAAACCGAUGCUCGAUUUCUUACGCGAAACCGGUUCGAGGCUUAUGAUCAAUGUCUAUCCGUUCUUUGCUUACGAAGGAAACUCCGAUGUGAUUCCUCUCGAUUACGCUCUGCUCAGAGAGAAUCCGGGAAUGGUUGAUUCCGGUAACGGGUUGAGAUACUUCAACCUCUUCGACGCACAGAUCGACGCCGUUUUCGCAGCGAUGUCGGCUUUGAAAUACGACGACAUCGAGAUCAUCGUGACGGAGACAGGCUGGCCUUCAAAAGGAGACGAGAACGAAGUCGGAGCCACCGUGGCGAACGCCGCGUCUUACAACGGAAACUUAAUCCGCCGGAUUUUAACCGGAGGAGGUACGCCGCUGCGUCCUAAAGCGGAUCUCACCGUUUACCUCUUCGCUCUCUUCAACGAGAACAAGAAAUUCGGACCUACGUCGGAGAGAAACUACGGUCUCUUCUUCCCCGACGAGAAGAAAGUCUACGACGUUCCUUUCACGCAGGAAGGGUUAAAGCACUUUCGUAACACUCCGGUCGCCGGAGAUCAGCGAGUCUCGCCUCCGAUUAACGGCGGAGGAGUUUCCAAGAGCUUGACGGGGAGCUCGUGGUGUGUAGCUAAUGGUGAUGCAGGAGCGGAUCGGCUACAGAGAGGUCUAGAUUACGCUUGUGGUGAAGGAGGUGCUGAUUGCCGUCCGAUUCAGCCUGGUGCCACGUGUUAUAGUCCAGAUACGCUUGAGGCGCACGCUUCGUUUGCUUUCAAUAGUUAUUACCAGAAGAAAGGUCGUGCCGGAGGUAGCUGUUACUUCGGCGGCGCCGCAUACGUCGUUAGCCAACCACCGAAGUACGGAAGAUGCGAGUUUCCGACAGGAUAUUAAGGAGGAAGCAGAGAAUCCAAGAGUUUGAUUUAUCAUGCUAUAUAUAUAUAUUCGUAACUUGCUUGUAUUUUGUUUAGCCGGAGGUUUUUAGUUAAUUUUUGUAACUUUUGACUCUGAAAAUGUUAUGUUGUUAAUAUCAACUGAAAACGAUGUUCUUGAUAUUUAAUAUUUUAGGUUAUCAACUUAAUUAUGUGGUUAGUUAAA